Messenger RNA from Lactuca sativa (garden lettuce), 1829 nucleotides. RefSeq names its product protein DETOXIFICATION 40. Gene Ontology annotation, molecular function: xenobiotic transmembrane transporter activity; antiporter activity. Gene Ontology annotation, biological process: xenobiotic detoxification by transmembrane export across the plasma membrane. Gene Ontology annotation, cellular component: membrane. Lineage: Eukaryota; Viridiplantae; Streptophyta; Magnoliopsida; Asterales; Asteraceae. The record is from RefSeq and is a predicted model, not a curated record.
CUCUUCUGUAUAUAAUAGGGACGAUCAUAUUAUCCAGAGCCACCAAGAUUAGAUCGCAUAACAACCAAUCCGUUCGCUAGACACUAAAAAAGGCUCAGGCUCAGCCUUAGCCAAUGGAUUCAAGAUCCAAGCACAAUGAUGGGCUGACCCAACCCAUUCUCUCCGAUCACCGGAAUUCACAGGUGGCUCCGGAGCCGAAAGGGGAAGUGGUGAGCUCGGAGCUGGAGCAUAUACUAUCGGACAACAGUUUAACCUCCUUCCAGCGAUACAAAAAGGCGUUGUCUCUUGAACUCGUUAGCUUAUUCUGGCUAGCAGCUCCAACUAUUGUUGUGUACUUGCUGAACAACUUGACGUCGAUCUCCACCCAAAUCUUCAGCGGCCACCUUGGUAACCUUCAGCUCGCAGCCGCCACUCUUGGCAACAAUGGUGUUCAAAUCUUCGCCUUUGGUCUUCUGCUUGGAAUGGGGAGCGCAGUGGAGACUCUAUGUGGUCAAGCAUAUGGAGCUAAGCAAUACGGAAUGCUCGGUGUUUACCUUCAAAGAUCCACCAUUCUUCUAAUGCUGACAGCGAUACCUCUUAUGUUUAUCUACAUUUUCUCAAAACCCAUUCUCCUGUUACUCGGCCAAUCAAAAGAAAUCGCCUCCGCAGCUUCCCUAUUCAUCUUCGGACUCAUCCCGCAGAUCUUCGCAUACGCAGCCAACUUCCCAAUCCAAAAAUUCCUUCAAUCCCAAAGCAUCGUCUUCCCCAGCGCCUACAUCGCCGCCGGGAUUUUCGUCGUUCACCUUCCGUUGUCCUAUCUUGUGAUGUACGUCUUCGACUGGGGGCUACUGGGUGGCGCGUUGGUUUUGAGUUUUUCAUGGUGGGUGAUUGUGUUGGCGCAGUUUGUGUAUAUCCUCAAGAGUGAUCGGACUAAGGAGACGUGGAAUGGGUUUAAUGUGGAGGCGUUUUCUGGGCUUUGGUCGUUCUUUAAGCUAUCCGCAGCGUCCGCAGUUAUGUUGUGUCUAGAGACAUGGUAUUUUCAGAUUCUUAUUUUGGUCGCUGGUUUGCUUCCGAAUCCGGAGAUAGCGUUAGAUGCGUUGGCUGUUUGUUCAACGAUUCUUGGAUGGGUUUUCAUGAUUUCAGUUGGAUUCAAUGCCGCUGCAAGUGUGAGAGUUAGCAACGAGCUAGGAGCAGGACAUGCGAAAUCGACAUCAUUUGCAGUUAUAGUUGUGACAUCAAUGUCGUUCAUUGUGGCUUGCAUAUGUGGUAUCAUUCUGUUUUUUGGAAGACAUUACAUAAGCUAUAUUUUUACCGAAGGAGAGGUUGUCGCAGAAGCUGUCUCGGAGCUUACUCCUCUACUUGUAUUUUCAAUCCUCCUGAAUGGCAUUCAGCCUGUUCUUUCAGGGGUCGCUGUUGGAUGUGGAUGGCAAUCGUUUGUUGCAUAUGUGAACAUUGGAUGUUAUUAUAUGGUUGGAGUUCCCCUUGGUGUUUUGUUGGCCUUCUACUUUGACUUUGGUGCUAAGGGAAUAUGGUCGGGGCUAGUAGGGGGUAUGGUAAUGCAGACGAUGAUUUUGUGUUGGGUUACUUUCCGAGCAGAUUGGAACAAAGAGGUAAAAAUAGCAAAUAUGAGGGUAACGCAAUGGAAACAACAGAAAGAAGACCUUUUGCUAAACAAUUAAGAACCUUUUGUUUUUGCCCUUUAUUGUUUUUUAUUUAGAUUUUAAUUUCUUUAGAGCAACACAAGGUAAUACACUUGUUUGCGACUUAUUUGAAGUGGAUUGUAAUGAAUAACUAUUAUCAGCCUUUGAUCAUUAUAUUAAUUAAUUAGAAAGUUUUGUCUUUAUGAACAA